AUGGAAUCUGAGAAAAAUCAUUGUCGAUUCGAAUGCCUUAAGCAUACGUCACAAGUAACCGUUGUACCCUGCCUGUCCCAACCCCUAGAUUCAACCGGUCACGUCCUCCUAAAUGCCUUUGAUACCAGCUUUGUUAAAAUUACGGCCCUCUUAAACAAUACCUACAUCAGUGCCAACAUGCCAGUGAGGAACGCCUAUGCGCCAGUCAUCCGAAAUGAUCCUGACAUCAAAUUCCUCGAAAACAACGGCGACGCGCUGGCAACUGUGAUAUCAGCUAUUCUACGUCGAAAUCUCAAUGACCUUGUGUUGAUUUACGACGGCGAAACAGACCUUGAUUUUCUAACUCGCCAAAUGAAGGCCCUGUACUACACAACAUUCAAACUGGACUCUGUUUGGGAAAAUAACAAGGAACGGCUUAAAAACAUCUUCAAAAGAAAAGCGACUGGCCGGUCCUACGUGCUACUGCUCAAUCGCACAACUCUCAAGGAGACCGCAAACCAGCUGCUCAAUUACGUGCGUUUUCUUGCCUCUCUUGUGUUCGGGCAGCCACACUUACAUCGAAAUUUAUGCAAUUAUUUCGCGAAACUGCUCCAAAAAUCAAUCAAUCAGUAG
Dibothriocephalus latus is the source of this 612-nucleotide messenger RNA. The record is from the annotation of a GenBank genome assembly. Lineage: Eukaryota; Metazoa; Platyhelminthes; Cestoda; Diphyllobothriidea; Diphyllobothriidae.